This is a messenger RNA of Varanus komodoensis (Komodo dragon), 2307 nucleotides long. It is a transcript of the gene ABI1, whose product is annotated as abl interactor 1. The record is from RefSeq and is a predicted model, not a curated record. The transcript has 12 exons. Gene Ontology annotation, molecular function: SH3 domain binding; cadherin binding. Bases 171 to 1616 code for a protein of 481 amino acids. NCBI's taxonomy places the organism in Eukaryota, Metazoa, Chordata, Lepidosauria, Squamata, Varanidae. Gene Ontology annotation, cellular component: lamellipodium; intracellular anatomical structure.
CAGGCAGCGAAGCAAGGCGAGGGAGCGAGCGGGUGGGUGGGGAAAGCGAAGUAUCUCUCCCUGGCGAACGCGAGGCGAGGCGGAAUCCCACAAUACCAGGCGGGUUGGUGAGCUUGUGUAGCUCCCGCUGUCUCUUUAAUGCCAGAGGAAGCGAUGCGGAGGGGUGGAAAAUGGCAGAGCUGCAGAUGUUACUAGAAGAGGAAAUCCCUUCUGGCAAGCGGGCUUUGCUCGAGAGCUACCAGAACCUCACCAGGGUAGCCGACUACUGCGAGAGCAACUACAUCCAGGCUCCAGACAAAAGGAAAGCAUUAGAAGAGACCAAAGCAUAUACAACUCAAUCUUUAGCCAGUGUUGCUUAUCAGAUCAAUGCAUUGGCCAACAAUGUGCUCCAGCUACUGGAUAUCCAAGCAUCCCAGCUCCGGAGAAUGGAGUCCUCAAUCAAUCAUAUUUCCCAGACCGUGGACAUACAUAAAGAGAAAGUGGCCCGCAGAGAGAUCGGCAUUUUGACAACCAAUAAGAAUACAUCCAGGACUCACAAAAUCAUUGCUCCAGCAAACAUGGAGCGUCCUGUAAGGUAUAUCCGAAAGCCUAUAGACUACACAGUGUUGGAUGAUGUGGGCCAUGGAGUAAAGUGGCUAAAAGCCAAGCAUGGAAACAAUCAGCCUGCAAGAACUGGCACUUUGUCAAGAACAAAUCCGCCUACACAAAAACCACCAAGUCCUCCCAUGUCAGGCCGGGGAACUCUGGGACGGAAUACUCCCUAUAAGACCCUGGAGCCUGUUAAGCCACCAACGGUCCCUAAUGAUUAUAUGACCAGUCCUGCAAGACUUGGAAGUCAACACAGUCCUGGAAGAACAGCAUCUUUGAACCAGAGGCCCAGAACACACAGUGGUAGCAGUGGAGGAAGCGGCAGUCGAGAAAACAGCGGAAGCAGCAGUAUUGGCAUUCCCAUUGCCGUGCCUACGCCUUCACCACCAACUAUUGGUCAAGCUGUUCCUGGGUCAGCUCCUGGUUCUCAGUAUGGCACAAUGACCAGGCAGAUUUCCCGACACAACUCGACCACUUCUUCAGCUUCUUCUGGUGGAUUUAGGCGGAACCCUUCUGUGACCGCUCCAUUUUCUGCUCAACCUCAUGUUAAUGGCGGACCUCUCUAUUCUCAAAACUCAAUUUCAAUUGCUCCCCCGCCUCCCCCUAUGCCUCAGUUGACUCCACAGAUACCUCUCACAGGCUUCGUGGCCAGGGUGCAGGAAAACAUUGCCGACAGUCCAACUCCGCCACCGCCACCUCCUCCUGAUGAGAUGCCAAUGUUUGACGACUCUCCACCACCACCACCUCCACCACCAGUGGAUUAUGAAGAUGAGGAGGCUGCGGUAGUGCAGUACAAUGACCCGUAUGCAGACGGUGACCCAGACUGGGCACCGAAAAACUGUAUUGAGAAAGUUGUUGCCAUAUAUGAUUACACGAAGGACAAGGAUGAUGAGCUGUCGUUCAUGGAGGGUGCAAUCAUUUAUGUUAUAAAGAAGAACGACGACGGCUGGUAUGAAGGUGUUUGCAACCGAGUGACUGGCCUGUUUCCCGGAAACUAUGUUGAAUCAAUCAUGCACUAUGCGGAUUAAGUCCUUUCUUCAGGUCAGGUCUUGUAUUCAAUCAUGCCAUAAUUAUUUACAAAGGGUAACAAAAGUUUAACACUUGUCUUAAUACUCUUUACAAAUGUGCCCAUCUUUUCAGAGCAUACUGUUUAAAUGGUAUGAUUGAAUGUUCAUCUGUAUGCAUUUGUCUCUGCAGAGUUUGUAAAAUGAGCAACUGUUUAUUACUGAUUAUGCUUAUUUACUUAUGCAUUGUUGAUUUUUUUAUGACCAGCCUAAAUAUUCUGGGAAGUAGGGUAUAUAAUAUUUAAUGACUCAUGAUUCAAAUUGUGCCAUUACUUUUUUCAGUGCAGCAUGGUAAACUAACAACUGUUAGACUAACAUUAAAUCUGGUUGAAAAUUUCAAUAGUGCUGGUCAUUUAUCUUUGUUUAGACUCUUGCUCAUCCUCAAAAUAUAGUAUUUGUUUAAAAGCAUGCAUACAAACUUAUGUAUUGAAUUAUACUUUUUUCCAAAAAAUCCAAGAUGCUUCCAAUUUGUUGUAAUCUUUUACUUGGAGUACUCUUUCACUAAAAGUCUAUUCCAAUGAGUCAUUUGAGUCUCUGAGGUGUCCAUGUGAAUCAAAGAUGGGUGGUCUUAUGAUGUGUAUGUAAUUUGUACCUGAGUUUUUUAUGAGUAAAUUUGCAUUGACUUUUCCAUUCAUAAAUACAUAAGUGAACCAAA